GUACUUCCUGCCGGGCGUGUCUUCUCCCGGAAAUAGUCUAAGCUCUAGUUCCUGGCGGAGCGAGCCAGCUUAUGAAUUUCGGCAUGAGUGUCUUGGUGCGGUCAGGUGUGGGGCCGCUGUGCGCUCUGGCGCGCGCAGCCAUUCCCUCUAUUUGGAGAGGGAAAUACUUCAGCUCCGGGAAUGAGCCUGCAGAAAACAACCUGGUGACGCCGAUGCUGAGGCAUCUUAUGUACAAAAUAAAGUCCACUGGCCCUAUCACUGUGGCCGAGUACAUGAAGGAGGUGUUAACUAACCCAGUCAAGGGUUAUUACGUGCACCGUGACAUGCUAGGUGAAAAAGGAGAUUUCAUUACUUCACCUGAAAUAAGUCAGAUCUUUGGAGAGCUACUAGGAAUAUGGUUCAUUAGUGAAUGGAUGGCCACUGGAAAAAGCACAGCUUUCCAGCUGGUGGAACUGGGCCCAGGAAGGGGUACCCUCAUGGGAGAUAUUUUGAGGGUGUUCAGUCAACUUGGAUCUGUGCUGAAAAACUGUGACAUUUCAGUACAUCUGGUAGAGGUGAGCCAAAAAUUAAGUGAGGUUCAAGCAUUGACACUGACUGAAGAGAAGGUCCCAUUAGAGCGAAAUGCUGAAUCCCCAGUGUAUAUGAAAGGUGUCACUAAGUCUGGGAUUCCAAUUUCCUGGUACCGAGAUCUGCAUGAUGUUCCAAAAGGACACAGCUUUUAUCUUGCACAUGAAUUUUUUGAUGUUCUUCCUGUGCAUAAGUUUCAGAAAACACCACAGGGAUGGCGAGAAGUAUUUAUUGACAUUGAUCCACAGGUUUCUGAUAAACUGAGGUUUGUUUUGGCACCUUCUGCCACCCCAGCGGAAAUCUUCAUACAACAUGAUGAAACAAGGGAUCACAUUGAAGUGUGUCCUGAUGCUGGUGUUAUCGUUGAGGAACUUUCUUGGCGCAUUGCACUAACUGGAGGUGCUGCACUGGUUGCUGAUUAUGGUCAUGAUGGAACAAAGACAGAUACCUUCAGAGGGUUUUGUGGCCACAAGCUUCAUGAUGUCUUAAUUGCCCCAGGAACGGCAGAUCUGACAGCUGAUGUGGACUUCAGUUUUUUGCGAAGAACGGCACAGGGAAAAGUAGCCUCUCUGGGCCCAAUAACACAACACACGUUUUUAAAAAACAUGGGUAUUGAUGUCCGGCUGAAGGUUCUUCUAGAUAAAUCAAAUGAGCCAUCAAUGAAGCAGCAAUUACUUCAAGGAUAUGAUAUGUUAAUGAAUCCAAAGAAGAUGGGAGAAAGAUUUAACUUUUUUGCCUUGCUACCUCAUCAGAGACUUCAAGGUGGAAGGGAUCAGAUGAAUGCAUGUCAGUCAAAACCCUUUGCAUCCCCUGUAGCUGGGUUUAGCGAACUUGCUUGGCAGUGAUAUUUCAGCUUGGACAUUUUACCCUUCAGUCUGCCCAAGAAAUCAAAAUAAAGGAAACAUAUUUCAUACAUUGCA
Sapajus apella (tufted capuchin) is the source of this 1487-nucleotide messenger RNA. RefSeq names its product NADH:ubiquinone oxidoreductase complex assembly factor 7 (gene NDUFAF7). Gene Ontology annotation, molecular function: protein-arginine omega-N symmetric methyltransferase activity. NCBI's taxonomy places the organism in Eukaryota, Metazoa, Chordata, Mammalia, Primates, Cebidae. Gene Ontology annotation, biological process: mitochondrial respiratory chain complex I assembly. The transcript has 10 exons. Bases 72 to 1412 code for a protein of 446 amino acids. The record is from RefSeq and is a predicted model, not a curated record. Gene Ontology annotation, cellular component: mitochondrion.